Cordyceps fumosorosea ARSEF 2679 is the source of this 387-nucleotide messenger RNA. Its product is annotated as mediator of RNA polymerase II transcription subunit 31. Bases 1 to 387 code for a protein of 128 amino acids. The record is from RefSeq and is a predicted model, not a curated record. Gene Ontology annotation, molecular function: transcription coregulator activity. NCBI's taxonomy places the organism in Eukaryota, Fungi, Ascomycota, Sordariomycetes, Hypocreales, Cordycipitaceae. Gene Ontology annotation, biological process: regulation of transcription by RNA polymerase II. Gene Ontology annotation, cellular component: mediator complex; core mediator complex. The transcript is spliced from 2 exons.
AUGGCGGCAGAGUCGAGCGACGUGCACAUGACUUCGUCCCCGCCGCCCGCGCCGCCCGAGUCCAGCGAGCCGCGCUACGGCGGCUACUCGCGAUUCGAAAUCGAGCUCGAGUUUGUCCAGUCUCUCGCGAACCCCCUCUAUCUCAACCACCUCGCGGCGCAGAAGCUGCUGACGCAGCCGGCGUUCGUCGCCUACCUCGCCUACCUGCAGUACUGGAGCCGCCCGCCGUACCUCAAGUACUUGACGUACCCGGGGCCAACGCUUCGCCAUCUCGAGCUGCUCCAACAGGAGCGCUUCCGACAGGAUAUCAUGAGCCCAGACCUGGUGCAGCGGCUGGUGGAGGAGGGCAUGCGGAGCGCGGUGCAGUGGCACCGGGAGGGGGCCUGA